Molecule: messenger RNA, 2309 nt
Organism: Annulohypoxylon maeteangense
Lineage: Eukaryota; Fungi; Ascomycota; Sordariomycetes; Xylariales; Hypoxylaceae
Exons: 1
Coding region: 322-1839 (505 amino acids)
Source: RefSeq, a predicted model, not a curated record
ACAGAAUCACGACGAAUAAUAGUAUUGAGGGGCACGAACAAUUAAUAUUUACGGAUGUUCAGUUUUGUUGGUGGCUGCUGACACUUUGUCAUCGUCAUCGUCAUCGUCAGUGCUAUCAUACUAUGAUAACAAACUAAUUGCCAUUCCGUCUUAUCCAACCAUCAGCGCUCGUCAUCUUUUAAACAACAGAAGCCUCACAAAAUCGACCGUAUCGUUUUAUACGGGCUAUUAACUUGAUAAAGUUUUAUUUCAAGUCUAGGAAUUAUCUGUCCAACUCGAAUUGUUGCUCACCGCCUUUAACCCGAACCUUCGCACAUUACAAUGUCAUUCGGACCACAGGUGGUCAUGCCUGGCGCGUUCCACUUCGAAGCUCCUAAUGGAACUCCCAUGCCUGGUGUCCACCCUGGAAUUUUCCGACCUCCUAUAUCAUCGUCUCCCUCUAAUUCUAUGUAUCUGGGGAAGUCUACUGGAAACUUUUACUCUGAUGCGAUGACGCCAGGCCAAAAUACAAAGAGAAAGAGACGGGGAUACGGAGAAUCUACACCUAUGAAUGACAUAAGAUCAGACUAUGAUGGCACGCACGAAGAGAAGACCGAGAUGAAUAGGUAUGCUGGAGAAGGAGGAAGACGAUACGUUUUAGCCGGCCACAUGGAAUCCCCAAAUGGAGUGGCUCCUACGGAUAUGAAUAGUGCGCUGGAAGAUAGCGUUUAUUCUGAUAUAGAUUAUAGGCGUGUGCUAGCUUCUAAACGACCACACUCCGAGAUCGAACCAUCCACAAACUACGCAACCCUAACACAGCCGUCUCCCUCCCAGUCGCAACCACCUAACGGAUGGGGUUCUUUUGCCUUAAAUACGAUCGGUGGAGUCGUCGGUAAGGUAUUCGAUUUCUGCACGGUCGGCGUAUUCCGUGGCUUCUACGCGGGAGGCGGGAGAGGUUACGACAUGAACACACCGCCUCAAUUUUCAAAUUCGAAUGGCCAGGUUUGGUGUAACGAACAUGAUAUUCCUACGCUUCCUAGCUUGGAUCCUACUGGAACGUCUAGCGGGUUUCCACAGUCAGACUACUCCCCGUUCCAAUACGAGCGAGAAACGCCGGAAUCGACACCCCCGCCGGCAGCAAAAAGACGUCAAAUCAACGAUGGGCUUACCGGAGAUGAGGGGCUUGGUAGGAAUUGGGUCAUGGUUCAGGACCAACCUGAGACCACGAGGCCGCAGAGUAGGGCGUCCCGAGCGCCCACUAAUUACACACAUCAGCAGCAAGCAUUCGCUCCGGUUCUUCGUCGCCGUAUUGGUAGACCUGUGAGUCGAGUGAGUACUCCGAAUUUUGCUCGACGCCAAUCCGGCAGGAUGAGCCUUGCGGGAUCUGUGUCUCUACCCAGCCGAGAGCCGGCAAGUUUUGCUUCACCUCGGGCUCAAUCCCCCGCUCCCGCAUAUACUCCUAGUAGAAUUCCGAUUCCAAGCCGCCCUCAAACGCCAUGCGCCAUUUCACCUGCUCGCCUUUCGCAACACCCUUCUUUCAUUCCCAGCCCUUGCAUCCAACCGAAACGUAGCCACCAGAGGACUCAUAGUACGGCCUCGGCUGCAUCAGCACCAUCCAACAGAAUGAAGCGACGCGACUCGGUACAAGAAAUAGGAAAUAACAGUCCUCGAUUGGAUGCCGAGGCGAAGAAUUUGGCAGCUAGAAGAAUCCAGGAGGAGAUGGAGACCGACUGGAAGAUGAACGACCUCAAUGCCAGACUACGAGAUAUGAUCCGACAGGGAAAGGAGGCUCUGGGUACUACGAUCGAGGUCGACGGAGAUGGCGACGUGGGGGGUUUGGAUCACUGGGAGAGUGAAUGAAGAAAGAUGUCUAAACAACGGCAAAUUCUUAACAGUCUAUUUUAUGACUAUAGUGGAUGAGGCUGUGGGCCUGGUGAUGUGUGCUAGCACCUGACAAAAAACUGGCGUUUUUGAGUUAUUUGCUUGCCUGCUUUUAGAGCCAUGAUUCGACGCGGACAUGAUACCAACUUUGACGCUUCUUACUUCGGUCGGAAUUACAGCACCCACCCUAGAUACAGCUACACGCUCCAGGCAUGCCUUGGACUUUUGGAGUCGGCAAUUUAUGAAUUUUAAUGAUUGCAAUGCGGUUACCUGAUAUUACGACCUUACUCUUCCGAAUUAAAUAUUAUAGCUCUCCAAUGCUAAAAAGUUAAAGUUUAUAAUAUCCUUCUACUUCACGAUGAGUUCAUCUAGGUACCUUGAGAUUGCGGAUCGAGAAAGUAUCGACUCAAACUGCAUGUUACCAAGAGACGAAACUCAAGCAUUCAACA